ACAUCCUAGAGAUGUAUGUUUCAUUUAAAUUUUGAUUUUGAUUUUCUUUUUUCAGGGUUAGAUACCCUUGCUCUUACAAAACGGAAUGAGUCAAAACUCGAUGGGCCUUUCAAGGUUCCCAGAGAGAGAAUUACUUCUGUUGCAGCAUCUCUUGAUGAAGAGGAGAAGUCAACUGUGACUGAUAUUGAUGAAGAUGAGGUUGUGGUACAUAAAAGUGACAAACGACGUCCCAACUGGAGAUUCCGUGAGGCUUCUUUGAGUGAGGCUUCUCAAUCAGAAAUUACUGUAGCUCAAGAUGGUGAUGGCCAUGACAGGUGUGACAAGCAUCACUCGAAAGGUGUCCGGUCUGAAGUCUUUUUGAUACACGACAGGGAUGACUCUGAAGAAAACUCUAGAAGUGAAAGGAAUAGAGGGACUCCUAGACGUCACGCUGAUAGCAAAGGCUGGAGUCGUGCAGAGCAUGAUCGGUAUGAGAGAGGCUCUAGUGCUGGAAGAUAUGACAGAGACUCUAAUAGUAGACGAUAUGACAGAGACUCUAGUAGUAGGCGAUAUAACAGAGACAAUAGUGGAGAGUAUGAAAGUAAACGAAGCAGAUAUGAAGGAUAUAGGUUAACUCCUGGCAGAUCAGACUGGGAUGAUGGGAAAUGGGAGUGGGAGGAUACUCCACGUCAUGAUGGUAAUUAUAAUUCCAGCAAGCGCUAUCAGCCUUCACCAUCUCCAAUGUUUGUUGGAGCAUCCCCUGAUGCAAGAUUGGUUUCUCCUUGGCAAACACCACGUUCUGGUGCUUAUGCUUCCCCUUGGGAUCAGGUGUCCCCCUCACCUGUCCCUAUACGAGCUUCUGGAUCCUCUGUGCGAUCUUCUAAUUCUAGAUACGAGAGGAGUUCAUAUAAAGGUAGACAUUCGACUGGUGAUGCACAAAGAUCCGAGGAUAUGGAUGCUGAAGCUUCUGUGGCUAUAGAAUAUAAUCCUGAAAUCACAGAAGAUAUGCGCUUGCAAAUGGAGUACAAUUCAGAUCGUGCAUGGUAUGAUAGAGAGGAAGGCAGCAAUGUGUAUGAUGUUGAAAGCUCAUCUUUUUAUCUUGGUGAUGAUAACACAUACCAGAAGAAAGAAGUGGAAUUGGCAAAACGGCUGGUGAGAAGCGAUGGAAGUAUGAUGUCACGUGCUCAGAGCAAGAAGCAUUCGCAGCUUAGUGCUGACAAGCAACAAUGGGAAGACCGCCAACUGAUGAGAUCGGGUGCUGUUCGAGGUACUGAGGUUCAAACUGAAUUUGACAAUGAAGAGGAGCAAAAGGUUAUUCUGUUAGUUCAUGAUACUAAACCACCAUUCUUGGAUGGUAGAGUGGUUUAUACUAAGCAGGCAGAACCUGUAAUGCCUCUGAAAGAUCCAACAUCUGAUAUGGCUAUCAUAUCGCGUAAAGGAUCUGCUUUAGUACGUGAAAUCCGUGAAAAGCAAAGUAGUAACAAGUCACGUCAACGGUUUUGGGAACUUGCGGGUUCCAAACUUGGUGAUAUUCUUGGUGUUGAAAAGACAGCAGAACAGAUUGAUGCUGAUAAGGCUAAGGUUGGUGAAGAUGGGGAAAUUGAUUUCAAGGAUGAUGCAAAGUUUGCUCAGCAUUUGAAGAAGGAUGAAGCAGUUAGUGAUUUUGCAAAGACGAAAACCCUGGCUCAGCAGAGGCAGUAUCUUCCCAUAUAUUCUAUUAGGGACGAGCUGCUACAGGUUAUUCGUGAGAAUCAGGUUAUUGUGGUCGUUGGAGAGACUGGUUCUGGAAAAACAACUCAACUAACACAGUAUUUGCACGAAGAUGGUUACACUUCAUAUGGCAUUGUUGGAUGCACGCAACCAAGACGUGUUGCUGCUAUGAGUGUUGCGAAAAGAGUUAGUGAAGAGAUGGAAACUGAUUUGGGAGAUAAGGUCGGAUACGCUAUCCGCUUUGAGGAUGUUACUGGACCAAACACGAUAAUUAAGUACAUGACCGAUGGAGUACUUUUGCGUGAAACACUAAAAGAUGCCGAACUUGAGAAAUAUCGUGUCAUUGUGAUGGAUGAAGCACACGAAAGAUCACUCAGCACUGAUGUGUUGUUUGGGAUAUUGAAGAAGGUGGUCGCCCGACGUCGAGAUUUCAAACUGAUUGUGACUUCAGCUACUCUCAAUGCGCAGAAAUUUUCAGAUUUUUUUGGAAGGUAAUAUGUGAUUCUGUGUAG
Beta vulgaris subsp. vulgaris (sugar beet) is the source of this 2201-nucleotide messenger RNA. RefSeq names its product pre-mRNA-splicing factor ATP-dependent RNA helicase DEAH7. Bases 16 to 2184 code for a protein of 722 amino acids. Lineage: Eukaryota; Viridiplantae; Streptophyta; Magnoliopsida; Caryophyllales; Amaranthaceae. Gene Ontology annotation, biological process: mRNA splicing, via spliceosome. Gene Ontology annotation, molecular function: RNA binding; ATP binding. The record is from RefSeq and is a predicted model, not a curated record. Gene Ontology annotation, cellular component: spliceosomal complex; intracellular anatomical structure. The transcript is spliced from 13 exons.